AUGUCGGCUUUACUUUUUGCUCUCUUUUUGUCAACCACGGCCUCCUCGUUGGCAGGCCGUGGCCCCCUGUUUCCUAAACAGAGUCUCCCAGAUUACCACCGUAAACAGCAGCUUCCGGCAGAUCAGCGGCACCCCCUCAACACAGUCCGUGUGACCUGCCACCCGGACUCCCUGGAGAUCCUGAUCCAAGCUGACCUGUUCGACAUAGGGAUGCCCGUCCACAGUUCCGAAGUCCGGCUCGGGGUGGAACGUGACAACGGCCCCUGCGGCGCCGUGCCGUCUUCUACCCAUGAAUACAGGAUUCUUGUUGGGCUGCUGGAAUGUGGAACCAAAUAUUGGAUGACUGAUGUGUCACUGGUCUACACCAACCUGCUAAUCUACACUCCGGCACCAUCCCCCGAUGGCAUGAUCAGAAUGGAUGGGGCGGUCAUUCCAAUUGAGUGUCACUAUGCCAGGCGCUACAGUCUUUCCAGUUCUUCCCUCACCCCGACCUGGAUCCCCUUCAUGUCCACACAAGCUGCAGUGGAGAAGCUGGACUUUAAGCUCAGAGUUAUGACAGAUGACUGGCAAUACGAGAGGGGAGCAAACGUGUAUUACUUAGGAGAGCCAAUUUUCAUUGAGGCUUCUGUUCGAGUGGGUCAUCAUGUAGGCCUGAGAGUCUUCCUGAACAGCUGUGUUGCCACGCUGCAGCCUGACAUCCAUUCUUUGCCCCGAUAUGUUUUCAUUGAGAAUGGGUGCUUGUUGGAUUCCAAACUUCAGGCUUCAAAGUCUCGCUUCCUAGUGAGAACACAAGAUGACAAGCUUCAGUUUGUAAUUGACGCCUUCAGGUUCCACGAUGACGACCGAGGAGAGCUUUAUAUCACAUGCCUCCUGAACGCGGUGCCAGUACAUGAUACGGAGGCACCCAAUAAAGCGUGCACUUUUGUCAAUGGGAGGUGGCGUUCAGCUGAUGGCAACGACUACCUGUGUGGGUAUUGUCAAAGCCAAAGUGAAGCUGGACAACAAUACAAUAAGCCAGCCAAGUUUGGGCCUCGCAGUUUGAGCAAGCAGCCCCAACCGGAAUCUCGUUCGAGUAGCGGUACCCCGUCCUCCUCAGGUUGGGAACACCAGGCAAAAGUGGGCCCCAUGUUGGUACUGCCCCAACAGGGAAGACGGACAAUUCCUGAUGAGGAGCUGCCUCCAGUACUCCGAAAGAUCAACCGGCCGGCGCUGUACGGCAGCCAUUGGAUGAGCGGCCUUGACUACUUGAAGGACCCGGAGAAUGGGCAUCUUCCUGGUUUGUUCACAGAUGAUCAGAUCACUGAAAAUGACGAUGUCCCUCUUGAUGAUUCGACAAUUGAAAUGGAUGAAAAUGAUGCUGAAGAAAAUGACCUUCUUGAACCGUCACCUACUCUUCCAGACGGACAAAAUGGCAACUACACUGAGCUUGAGAAUUGGCCUGAGGUGGAUGCCACCAUCACCUCCAAUGUAACUGAUGCACCGCCUGGUCACUCGUAA
Nerophis lumbriciformis (worm pipefish) is the source of this 1497-nucleotide messenger RNA. The record is from RefSeq and is a predicted model, not a curated record. Lineage: Eukaryota; Metazoa; Chordata; Actinopteri; Syngnathiformes; Syngnathidae.